AUGAGAGGACACAUCCGUCCAUCAGAUGAUGUCUCCGUGUUGCCGGCCCAGAAUGAUUCUGCGAAGGAAUCGGUUCAACCAGCAGGAUUCAGUGUGAGCGCGCCGCAGCAAUUACAUGGUCCUGAGCAUCAGGCAUCGCUGGGUUCAAAUGUAGCAUCAGAUGCGGGUCAAGCUCGAGUUUCCAACAUUGCUGCACCGCAGAGCGAGGCGGUCCCUCCUCCUGGUGUAUUGCCAUUAUCGUUUGGUUAUCUCACAAAGGCUUCUGUACACCACAGUCCAGAGCCAAAUGUGAAUAGCCACAUGACUGAGGACGAGCAGUCCUAUUAUGGAUGGAAUGCUUCAGCAUCCUCCACGACCGAUCUGACCUUCCAAGGCAAUAGCUCGCCCGGUGGACGUGGAGCAGCUGCCGUGCUGAAACAUUGGCUUCAGUCACCGAUCGAGGGUGGCAUUUCGCAAAGCACGCCCGAUACGCUCCACGAGAGAGGCCCUUUUGCCGCCAGCAGGAUCAGUGGUGGAAAUGCGAACUUAGCAUCCAAUAAUGUUAACAGAGGCCAUACACGUAUUCCCUCGGAACGCUUUGAGAAGGUUCAGCGUUGUUGGCUUGCACCGCCCAACCGCACUGGUCGCUUGAUGAAUCGCUUGUGGUAUGACGUUGUCAGUAGCGAGACAGAAAAUCUACUCUCAGAAAACUCCGAGUAUUUGGUAUCUGGGGCCAGUCUAUCCCAAGGGUCCCGCCGAGGCAUAGACGAGGCAUGCAGAGAUCGUCUCCGUUUCCUCUUCGACCAAGUCUUUGUCGGCUCCCAGACUCAGUCACAUUUCCAGACGAUAAAGUCAUCGCUAGCACCCGACUCCUCCUUUCCCACUCUCAACCAGUUCCCACAGGCAGACUUCCUCGACUUGGCGCUGGAUCUCUACUUUCGUACCUGUCAUCCAUUGCUGCCCUUUGUGCACCUUCCAACAUUUUCCGCCAAGAGCGCAAGAGCACCUCUGCUAUGGGUGAUGUGUCUGAUCGGCAUGAUGGUUAUGGGGAGCGAUGGAGCAGCUAGUUUUGUGUCGAGGAAUUUUCAAUUUACACUUGAAAAGAUAAUGAUAGACCUAGCGCAAUGCACUACGGGCACAGAAAAUCCAGCAGCUGCAAUCUCAACGUUUGCGACGGCAAUUUUAUUCCUGAAUCUCGCCGUGUUGACAGAGGAGAGGGCACACCUAGAGCAGUGUCAAAUACUUUAUGUCAACUUGAUGUCGAUUACCCAACGGCACGGCCUCUUUGCUGCCAUCGAGGGUCAACUCCUCGAGAAAAGUCUGUACGACAUGCUCCCGGAUCUCGACAUGCGAUGGAAAGCGUGGUCAAGGAUUGAGACCACGAAGCGAAUUAUCAUCGGAUUGAUCUUGGUAGAGUCCUGGCAUUCCGCGCUCUUGUCUACGAGUCCUGUGAUUGUGCCAGACUCCAUUCAGAUCCAUCUCCCCUGCGACGAGUCUCUCUACAUUGCUCCUACCUCACAAGAAUGGAAUCAACUCACCCAAGACGGCAAGCAUAGCAUGAUGCCGGCAAUGUUGGCACCGUCAGACAACAUCAAGGUCCCUAGCCUCGAAGGGCAUAUGCAUGAAUUCUGUAUUCAGACUGUCCUGGCCAUCGUCCAAAUACGACAAUCCGAAGCGUACCAUCGCUUACUUUCCAAUAGAGCCAGCGAUCCCUUGGCACCUUGCAAUACGUACGCGAUGGAUGGGCGUGCUCGAUGUCUUUCUUCCCUGCAAGCUCAAAUCGCCACCUGCUACGGUGAAGCGAUGGACCGGAUGAACCCCAAUACCAUCGUGAUGUGGCACCACAUGUGUAUGAUGCUCACUGCCGAUAUUCAAGUCUUUGAGUUUGCUGCUGGACGAGCUGGCCCCGGACCUGCUCGAGAAGCACUCGAUGAUAUCGCGAAAUGGUCACGUACGGCAGCAGCUCGACGCGCGUGUUUGCAUGCAGCGCAAAUUUACAAGGUCAUGCUGAAUCGCAAAGGAUCUGAACUUCCGAACUAUCACUCUGUCUUCUCGCUCUUUUUGGCCGGUCUCAUUUUAGGUCUUUACACAUUUAUGGUCCCCAUCGCCGAGGGUCAUUCAUCCAACGCCACUGCCAUCGAGCUCAUGAGCGAUAUUGAUUGGCAGAAAGUGGACAGAGAAGGAUUCACCAGCUUCUUAGACCCUCCUGGAAUUCAACCUGGCUCUCCGGCCCGGUGUUUAGUCGUUGACUUCAUCCGCAACGGGGGGACGAUGUACAUGCAUGGUGUGCCUAUUCGGGCAGGAUAUCAGCCUGCGCGGCAGAUAUUCCUUGAUUAUGCAAAUAUACUACGUCAGUCGGGCAAGUGGGGUGUCAAGAAGCUUUCAUACGUACUUCAGAUCAUGAGUGAUGUCUUGAUGGAUGCGGAGUGA
Penicillium diatomitis is the source of this 2409-nucleotide messenger RNA. RefSeq lists its product as uncharacterized. Gene Ontology annotation, molecular function: zinc ion binding; DNA-binding transcription factor activity, RNA polymerase II-specific; RNA polymerase II cis-regulatory region sequence-specific DNA binding. The coding region runs from base 1 to 2409 and encodes 802 amino acids. Gene Ontology annotation, cellular component: chromatin. Gene Ontology annotation, biological process: DNA-templated transcription; regulation of transcription by RNA polymerase II. The transcript is spliced from 4 exons. The record is from RefSeq and is a predicted model, not a curated record. NCBI's taxonomy places the organism in Eukaryota, Fungi, Ascomycota, Eurotiomycetes, Eurotiales, Aspergillaceae.